CUUCUCUUUUGCAAGCAUUCUUCAAAUUGCAGAAAGAGGAUUAAACCCACCUGUCAACAUUACAUCCAAGUAAUCACCCAUUAUCCUACGCAAUGGACUUCUCCCUACAAAACCACGAAUCCUUCAUCGGCCGGCCAGCAACGGACUUACCCACCCCGUCACUGGUGCUUAGCAAACCCGUCCUGGAACGGAAUAUCAAACAGCUCCUCCAGGACGUCAAAGAGCUAGGGAUCUCCUUCCGACCGCACGUUAAGACGCUCAAGUCCCUCGAAGUAGUCCGCAUGAUGCUCGACAACGGCACCCACCGGAGAAUCGUCGCCUCGACCCUCUGCGAGAUUAGAGGUGCCCUCCCCCUUGCAGAAGAGGGCAUCCUCGACGAAGCUCUCUACGGCCUCCCCAUCUACCCCAGUGCCCUCCCGCAGCUCGCAGCGCUCUCAUCGAAGGUCAAAAUCGUCCUCAUGGUCGACAAUGAAGCCCAGAUCGACGCCCUUGAGGCAUUCGCACAGUCUACGGGUCGUGCAACCCCCUGGCCCGUCUUCAUCAAGGUCGACGUCGGCUCUCACCGCGCCGGGCUGGAGAGUUCCUCGCCUGCGCUGCAGUUGCUCGUGGGGAAGGUGGAGGCCUCGGCGGCGGCGGAGGUAUACGGGUUCUACUGCCAUGCGGGGCAUUCGUAUGCGUGCCGGACGGAGGAGGCUGCGGCGGCGGUGCUGAAGAGUGAGGUUGAGGGUGUGGUUCGUGCGGCGGCGUAUCUUGAUAGAAAAGAGGGGAGGAAAGUGGUGGUGUCAUUUGGGUCGACGCCGACGGCGCAUGUGGUGAAUUCGCUUCGGAGGGAGUUGCCGGAGGGGAUGGAGGUGGAGUUACAUGCUGGAAACUUCCCCGCCAAUGACUUGCAGCAAGUCUGUACCGGCCUUGUGGCCGAAGAGCAGCAGGCGGUCCGCGUCCUGGCGGAGGUGUGCAGUGUGUAUCCUGAGCGUAAUGAGGCGCUUAUCAACGCGGGGACGGUCGCGCUGACCAAGGAGAUGAGCGACGUGGCGGGCUUUGGGCGUGUGACUGACCGGCCUGGGUGGGCGGUUAGGGUCGAGGAGGUGUUUCGUGUGGGCCAGAAGGUGAUGCUGUAUAUUCAGCAUGCUUGUAUUACUGCUGCGCAGCAUCAUGUGUAUUAUGUUGCUGAUGAGGGGGAUGUGGUUAGGGAGACCUGGGUGCCGUGGAAAGGGUGGUAGUUACGAGUAGACAUAGGAUAGGAUUGAUCAUUAUCAUGGAUAUAUAACACAAAUCACAAAAGC
Molecule: messenger RNA, 1283 nt
Organism: Aspergillus novofumigatus IBT 16806
Lineage: Eukaryota; Fungi; Ascomycota; Eurotiomycetes; Eurotiales; Aspergillaceae
Product: D-serine ammonia-lyase DSD1
Exons: 5
Coding region: 93-1220 (375 amino acids)
Biological process (GO): D-serine catabolic process
Molecular function (GO): D-serine ammonia-lyase activity
Source: RefSeq, a predicted model, not a curated record